Messenger RNA from Vitis vinifera (wine grape), 3392 nucleotides. Its product is annotated as DNA (cytosine-5)-methyltransferase CMT3. Gene Ontology annotation, molecular function: chromatin binding; methyltransferase activity. The record is from RefSeq and is a predicted model, not a curated record. Lineage: Eukaryota; Viridiplantae; Streptophyta; Magnoliopsida; Vitales; Vitaceae. The transcript is spliced from 22 exons. The coding region runs from base 113 to 3010 and encodes 965 amino acids. Gene Ontology annotation, cellular component: nucleus.
UCCCCCCACAUUCUUACAUCUUUCUCGCUUUCACUUUCUACACUCUCCCUCCUUGUUCUUUCUCGACCUCUUCUGCCGGAACCCUCACUGCUAUAUCGCCGGCGCCAUCGGAAUGCCGACCAAGCGCAAGGCUGCGGCCGAGGAGUCUCCGAGCUCCGAGCAUCGGACUUCUUCUAGGAAGACUAGGAGAGCAGAUCUAGCCGGGGCGCCGGCGCUGAGAGUGUCCCCCAGGACGUGUUCAAAGAAGGGGGAGAUGCCCGAGGAAUCUCGAAAUGUUAUGUGCAAUGGAAACGGAGACGUAAAGGUUGAAGCAGAGUCUCUGAGGUCUAAGCCUGCGGUUUCGUCGAAGCAGGGGAAGCGAGGGGAUCUCUCCGGAGAUUCAGUCUCCAAUGUAGGGACGCCGGAGGACGGGAAAUUCCCGGCGAAGGAGUCGGUUAGCUCUGAGAGAGUGAGUUAUUUGAAGAAGGGGAAGAAGCAGGAAUCGGGUAAUGUGGUGUGUAAUGGAGAUGGAGAGGUAAAAGUUAAGGCUCAGAUUAGCUAUGUGAACGGUUCUUUGUCUAAGAGAAAGAUGAAAAAAGAGGAGGUGGAGGAAGGUGAUUGCCGGUUGGUCGGAGAAGUUAUUCCGGAUGAGGAAGCUCGCCAACGGUGGCCCGAGCGGUAUGAGCCUAAGAAGAAGAAUACGCAGGCUUCUGGGUCGAAAAGCUCCAAAGAUAAGGAUGAUUCAGAGGAGAUAGUGAAAGCUCGAUGUCAUUAUAGGCAAGCAGAAAUUGAUGGACGUGUCAUAGUCAACCUAAAUGAUGAUGCUCAUGUAAAAGCUGGUGAUAAUGCAGAUCACUAUAUAUGUAAGAUUGUGGAACUGUUUGUGGCACUUGAUGGGACUCCAUACUUUACAGCACAAUGGUUUUACAGAGCAAGGGAUACUGUUAUAAAAGAUCAUGCGAAUCUUAUUGAUAAUAAGCGUGUAUUCUUUUCAGAGAUGAGAGAUGAUAAUCCUUUAGAUUGUCUUGUCCAGAAACUCAACAUUGCUAGAGUUCCCCAUAAUUUAGAUUUGGAAGCAAGAAAGUUGGCAAUUUCUUCUUGUGACUAUUACUAUGAUAUGUUGUACUUGUUGGAUUAUUCCUCAUUCAUUAAGUUACCACCAGAGAAUAGUAGGGUUAAUAGUGAAGCACUUUCAACAAUUUCAAGUGAAGCUAAUAUGGAUGGAUCAACAUGUGAGUUGAAGUCAGAUUCAGAAGAAGUUUCCCAAGCUCGAGAGCGCUCAUUAUCAGAGAUGACAUUACUGGAUUUGUACUCUGGAUGUGGUGCUAUGUCUAGUGGUUUAUGCCUUGGUGCUAAAAUGUCUGGAGUAAAUCUUGUUACAAGAUGGGCUAUCGAUAUCAAUGCUUAUGCGUGUGAAAGUGUUAGAUUGAACCACCCAGAGACCCAGGUGAGAAAUGAAUCUGCUGAAGAUUUUUUAGCCUUGUUAAGAGAGUGGGAAAAGCUUUGUGUUCGUUUUUCAUUGAUUGGAAAUAAGGAUCCAAAUGCGCAUGAUCUGGAUCCCAUUGAUGCAAAAGCUGAUGAAGAAAAUGAUGAUGAUGACAAUGACAAUGACAAUAGUGAGGAUGAAGAUGACUUUGAAGUGUUUGAAGUUCAAAAGAUAAUUGGAAUUUGUUAUGGUGACCCAAAAGACAAGGGUGAUCGUGAAUUACAUUUUAAGGUUCGUUGGAAAGGUUAUGGUCCCAGUGCAGAUUCCUGGGAGCCUUUUGAGGGUUUGGGUAAUUGCUGUGAGAGCAUAAAGGAUUUUGUUACAGAAGGGUAUAAAUCAAAGAUCCUUCCUUUGCCUGGUGAUGUUGAUGUUAUCUGUGGAGGUCCUCCAUGUCAAGGCAUAAGUGGCUUCAAUCGUUUUAGAAAUAAAGAAAAUCCCUUAGAAGAUCCAAAAAACAAACAACUUGUUGUUUUCAUGGAUGUUGUAAAUUAUCUUAAACCAAGAUUUGUUUUAAUGGAAAAUGUUGUGGACAUUGUAAAGUUUGCUGGUGGUUAUCUUGGACGAUAUGCUUUAGGCCGUCUUAUUGGAAUGAAUUACCAAACACGAAUGGGAAUGAUGGCAGCUGGUGCUUAUGGUCUGCCCCAAUUUCGUAUGCGUGUUUUCAUGUGGGGUGCACGUUUUGAGGAGGUUUUGCCUCAAUAUCCAUUACCUACGCAUGAUGUUAUUAUUAGAGGUGUUAUUCCUCUUGAGUUUGAGAUGAAUACUGUUGCAUAUGAUGAAGGCCACAAGUUUGAUGAACUAGAAACAAAACUUUUGCUAGCAGAUGCAAUUUCUGACCUUCCUCCUGUGACAAAUGAUGAGGCACGAGAUGAAAUGCCAUAUGGGAAAGCUCCCCAGACAGAGUUCCAACGUUUCAUAAGAUUAAGAAAGAAUGAAAUGUUGGGUACAUCACCAUCAGAAUCCAAUCCUUCAGGGAAUAAGCUUUAUGACCAUCGCCCUCUUGAACUAAAUGCAGAUGACUAUCAAAGAGUUUGCCAAAUUCCUAAGACCAAGGGCGCAAACUUUAGAGAUUUACCAGGUGUUCUUGUAGGUGCUGAUAACAAAGUAGAAUGGGACCCAAAUGUUGAGAGGAUAUAUUUGCCUUCUGGGAAACCUCUGGUUCCUGACUAUGCAAUGUCUUUUGUUGGUGGGAGUUCAUCAAAACCUUUUGGCCGUUUGUGGUGGGAUGAGACUGUGCCAACGGUAGUUACUAGAGCGGAGCCCCAUAAUCAGGUAAUUUUGCACCCUGAGCAAGAUAGGGUGUUAUCCAUUCGUGAAAAUGCUAGGCUGCAAGGUUUCCCGGAUUAUUACCAACUUCGAGGUCCAGUUAAGGAAAGGUAUAUUCAAGUUGGGAAUGCUGUCGCCGUCCCAGUUGCUAGAGCAUUGGGGUAUGCCUUAGGCUUGGCAGCUCAAGGUUCAGUCAGUGAUGGACCUAUGUUUAUUUUGCCCCCAAAAUUCCCUAACAUGGAGCGGAAUUCUUCAUUAUCUACAGAAGAGGAUGCUUAGAUCUUGACGUUGAAGAAGUGCGAGGGAUGUCUCUUUUGGUGGAGCGCCACGAUGACACAAAAUCAGAGGCUUAUGCUUAAUUAUGCUGGCUGAUGAAUUUGAUGGUUGAGGGAUGACACAAAAUUGGAGACUGUUGCUUGAUUAUACGCUGGCUGAGGAAUUUAAUGGUUGAGGGAGCUACCUAGGCAUUGGCCAAGCGAAAUGAAAUUUUGUUUGGUUCUGUAGCAAGUAUUUGAGAUAGGUGUUGUUCCCUGUAUCCGUGUUAAUUCAUUCUUUAUCAUGCUGUUUCAUUUGCAUGAAGAAACAAGCAAAGGCCAGAAUUUGGAUGUGUAACAGUAGAGGCACUUUCUAUUUGUGAAAUCAAUCAAGUACUUGCUCUUAA